Brassica rapa (field mustard) is the source of this 5900-nucleotide messenger RNA. RefSeq names its product U-box domain-containing protein 35. The record is from RefSeq and is a predicted model, not a curated record. Gene Ontology annotation, molecular function: ATP binding; protein kinase activity. Gene Ontology annotation, biological process: protein phosphorylation. NCBI's taxonomy places the organism in Eukaryota, Viridiplantae, Streptophyta, Magnoliopsida, Brassicales, Brassicaceae.
UCAACAUAUGUUUUACAUUUAUGUUUCUCACCAUGCGUCGGGAUUUAGAAUUCAAAUACUAAAUUUAAUCAUGCUAAUGGUUAUAUAUGAAAUAUGUAUAAAAAUUUCCAUUACAAUUUCAUUAAAAAGUCUUGACGCGUAGACUCAUACAUCGAUUCUAAAUGGAGAUUAUAUAUAUGAUGGAAUAGGUAACAUUUGGAUCAAAUAAUUAAUUACAUAUAUAUGCUUGUUUUGGUUCUAAUUGACAACUGUAUGAGAUGACUAUAUUAUAGAAUGUGAGACUCUGAGUGUGAGAUAUGUGAAAAUGAAUUCUUGACGCGUUGAUAAUUUCAUUAAUAAAUCCCUCUUUUGUUAAAAUAUAUUUCACUUUAUGGUAAUGGUUACACAUAUGAAAUAUGUAUAAAGAGUUUCAUUAAAUCCCUCUUUUGUUAAAUAUGUUUCACUAGGAAAAUUUGUUUUUAUUAAAAGUAAAUAAAAGGUUUCCACCAAGUCUUGGCGCGUAGACGCAUACACUGAUUCUAAAUGAAGAUUAUAAGAUGGAUAGGUAACAUUUGGUUGAAUAAAUUAAUUACAGAUAAGUGAGAUUUAAAUAAAAAAUUCUUUUUAAGGAUUUAUCAUGACAUAUGUAUCUGCAUGUUUUAGUUCUAUAUGACAACUGUAUGUGCUGAAUAUAUAGAAUGUGAGAGUAUGAGAUAUGUUAACACAAAUUGAAAUCUUGACGUGUUGAUAAUUUGAUACAUAUAUGUUUAAUAUGAGUAUAUAAAAGGUUUUCACCAAGUCUUUUAUUCUUAUUUAACAAAUUUUUUUUAGUAAAAAUGUUAAGAUAUUAUUAUCAUUUUUUGUUUUUGACAAAACUACAAAAGAUAACAAAAAGUAAAAAAAUCGAAUAAAAACUAAACACAAACUCUAAUUAGCUAAAACAGGGGCCGACACUAAACCAGAACCGCAAACCAGAGCCUCGACGAAGUCCACACCAACCGCUUACCGCAAAAGGAUGAGCCAAGUUCAACCGAGAGUCGGAACCCGGUAAUUUUGGCUUCUCCGAUAAUCCGCUUUUAAAAGUAAUGACCCAUACGAGAACAGCUUGCGGAGAGUUUCAUAGAACCAGCCCAUAGGAACAAACAGCAACGGUAGAGGCCAAGCACACUCGCGUUGACCAAACGAGCAUUUACCGUUAUUUAACAAACUUUUCACCAAGUCUUCACGCGUACACGUAUACAUUGAUUCUAAAUAGAGAUUAUAAGAUGAAUAGAUGACAUUUGGAUAGAUCAAUCACAGUUGAGUGAGGUAUAAAUAGCAUAUUAUGAAUUAAACAAUGAUAUGUGUUUGCAUGUAUUAGUUCUAAAUGCAAUUAUAUGAUCAUGAAUAGCUAGAUAGAAUGUAAGAGUAUGCUAUAUGUGAAUGAAUGAAUGAAUGGAAUCUUGACGAGUUGGUAAUUUGUUCAACAUAAUCAUGUUUUAUUCUAUAUAUAUAAUUUUCACUAUAAACAGUUAAUAUAAUCAUGAGUCAUUUUUAAUGGAUUUAUUAUACAUUUGAUCCAAUUACAUAAAACGAAAUAUUUUAGUAUUUUACCACCUCAAAAAGAUAAUAUUGUUUGAUGAUUCACCUACCUAUAUUAUUGAUAUAACUCUUUUUUUUUGUUCCACUAUAUAUAUAUACUCUUAGGAACUUGUCCAUAUACACAAGGUAAGAAUAACACCAAUUAUUGUUACUAACAAUGGAAAAAUUCACACCACACUCGUAGUGUUAUAUGGUUUGUCUUAAAACUAAUCAUGUUUCCAUUUUUUUUUUUUUUUUUUUUUUUUAAAUUAGUGUGUUAAAAAAAAAAAAAAAAAAAAAAAAAGCUUUUUAAUUAGUUUAUUUUCUUCUUCUUUUUUGGCUCUGUAAAUGAGAAAAUGCAACGUGUUUUUGUCUUUCUGAAAGUGAUGACUUUUGCAAUAAUUCCGAUUUCUACCUGCCCACGUGGCUGUCUGAUUGAUCUAGGAGGAAAAAAAUCAAAAUGUUGGUGUUUAUCAACUAAUAGUGUUGAGUAAAUAUACGACUGGGGAUGUUUGUACUGUGCACUAGGACUAAAGUUAAAUUUCAGUUGGUGGUAGAUAGUUGAAGUGAAGAAAAGAGAUAUUCUAGACUGACAGAAGCUACAAAAGCAUGAAUACUACAAGAGAUAGCGAAUAAUUACAAAUAUAUCACUUGUCAAGAGAAGAUUUUUAUGAAAAAGUUAAACAAAACUAAUAAUACGAAGCAAUUCAAUUAAUAUUUCUAUGUCGAUAUUAUAAGAAACAUAAGUUCAAUUACAAUUUAAGCUAACAUGAGAUUAUCUUUACGUCAUUUUUUGUAUUAGGAGAAUAAUCAAAUCAUCAAUCAACACGAGAACAAACAUUUGUUUUAACUUCCAAAUUUCAAAUUAUUGUUUAAUAUAUUAUUUUUUCCUCUAAUCAUCUAAAAUACAUAUUUACAAAAUAUUUGAUUAUCAAACGAUAAUUGUUUUAAUCUUCACUAAUCUCACGGUCCACCAUAAAUAUUUGAUUUGAAUAUUUUUUUGUAAAAUAUGCUAAAACAUUUGAAUAAUAAAAAUAUAAUUUAUUUUAAUAUAUUAACGCUGUGUUAUUUUUUAUUACUUAUAAAUUCAAGACGCUCAAAGUAUAUAUUUAGCAUGAUUAGUUUUUAAAGCCUGAAAACAUUAUAUUGAAUGGUAAAAAAUAACAAAGUUACAUUUUUAAAAUAAAAAAAAUAGGAAACAUGAGCAUGUGAAAAAUGAUGUACUAUAAUCUAUCAAAAUAUCACCAUAUCGUUUUAUAAAAAAAUAUGUUCAAGAAAACAUUGUUGUGCCCAAAAGUCAAUUCUGUAGUUCAAAAACAUUAUCAGAACGAAACAUAAAACGCAACAUACUAUUCUAUGCUUUAGUCUCAAACGCAUUAUCUGGCUAAUCUUACAAAUCAAGACAAGAAAACCAACUUAAUGUUUAGUAAUGCAUAACCGGACUUCGUUUGAUUCGAAGUUUCAAACCGAUAGCAACUUCCCAAAAUAACACUUUCUAAAUAAAGUUUAGAUGUUUGUUCACAAGACUGUUGAGUCGUUUGAGAAAAAAAAAACCCUCCAAAAUUAGCAAACAUGCAAAACCACUCAAGCUUCUUCAUUCUCAAUAAUAAAAGCGGAAUCUGUUUCUUUAUAGUUCUUUGUGUCCUUCUCAGAAGUUGCAGAACCAAACGAAAGAAAACAAACACCAUCGGCCUUGGUUUUUAGAUGUUAAUGCUAAAUUAACUAGUAUCAUGGUUCGCUUGUGAAACACGUUAUUAAAGUUUCUUGUGAAGCAAGUCUUUAACAUGUCUGCAAGAAUAGUAGACAAUGGCAUAAUCACGGUGAUAGCCAUUGAUAAAGACAAGAACAGCCAACACGCUUUGAAAUGGGCGGUUGAGAACAUUCUUGUCGAUUCUCCACAAUGUGUUCUUCUCCACGUUGAACCUAAAGGAAACACAGGAGCACAUAUACAACGUGACAAUCAAGAUGAUUCGCAUCAGUUCUUUCUUCCUUUCAGAGGAUUCUGCUCUAGAAAAGGAAUUAUUCCCAAGGAGGUUCUUCUUAGAGAGAUUGAUAUCUCUAAUGCUAUUGUCAGCUACAUCACUAACAAUUCCAUUUCAAAUAUCGUUGUUGGCGCAUCUUCUCACAAUGCCUUUUUCAAGAAGUUUAAGAGACCAGAUGUGCCCACCACUUUGCUUAAAACGUCUCCAGAGACUUGCGCAGUCUUUGUUGUCUCAAAAGUUAAACUGCUAAAAAGCAAAUCCGCAAGUCAGGCUCUGAAGCAUCAUCCCAUACAACAAAGUCUCUCUACUUUGUUGUACAAUAAUGAGCCAAGGAGCUCCAACUAUUCAAGUGAUUCAGAGAGGGAUUCAGUUGUAUCUACACAACACAGCAAACCCAUGUCAGAUUUCUCCCAAACCAGUUCACCUCCUCGCAUCUCAACACAGCAAAAUCUGAGUGAGUGUUCUCAGUCAGACACUGACAAUGGAAGUUAUGGUAUGGUAUCAACUGUGACUUCUUACACUAUAUCUCAAAGUUCCACUACCAACGGAAGCUCCAUCUCUUCAACAUCCACGGAGAGUCCACAUGCGGUAACUUUCAUGGAACAACAGAAUCAAAAUCUUGAAGCCGAGGUGAGGAGAUUGAGACAAGAACUGAAGCAGUAUAAUCCCUCAAACAACAAAGAAAGCUCUCAAGAACAUAAACUACCUAGAGCCAAAGGUGUUAGAAGACUAGACCAAGCAAUAGAGAUGCCUAGAGCAUUGUCUGAGGAGAAUCAGAAUAGGCUUUCAGCAAUCCAAGCAGCUGAAAUAGCAAAACAAUUAGCAAAAAUGGAGAGCCAAAAGAGAAAGUUACUUGAGAUGCAAGCCAAGUUGGAGAAACAAAGAAUGGCAAGCAACGUCUCUUACAGACGUUACAGUAUCAAAGACGUUGAAGGUGCUACCAAUGGAUUUUCAGAUUCCUUAAAGAUCGGUGAAGGAGGGUAUGGACCUGUGUACAAGGCCGUCCUCGAUUACACUUCUGUCGCCAUUAAAAUCUUGAAGUCUGGUAUCACACAAGGCCUCAAACAGUUCCAACAAGAGGUUGAGGUUCUGAGUAGCAUGAGACAUCCUAAUAUGGUGAUCCUCCUCGGUGCAUGUCCUGAGUAUGGUUGUCUUGUUUACGAGUACAUGGAGAAUGGAACGCUUGAAGAUCGUCUCUUCUGUAAAGACGAUACGCCUCCGCUUUCGUGGAGAGCAAGGUUCAGAAUCGCUGCUGAGGUUGCCACAGGGCUUCUUUUCCUUCACCAUGCGAAACCUGACCCGUUGGUUCAUCGUGAUCUGAAGCCGGCAAACAUUCUACUCGACAGACAUUUCACUAGCAAGAUUAGUGACGUUGGUCUAGCUCGUCUUGUACCUUCCUCUGUGGCUGAUAGCUAUAGUAACUAUCACAUGACUUCUGCAGCUGGUACAUUCUGUUACAUCGACCCUGAGUACCAGCAAACCGGAUUGCUGGGAGUGAAAUCUGAUCUGUACUCUUUUGGUGUGGUGCUUUUGCAAAUGAUAACAGCCAUGCCAGCAAUGGGGUUAGGCCAUAAAGUAGAGAUGGCGGUUGAAAACAACAAGCUCAGUGAACUUUUCGAUCCAAAGGUAUCAGAAUGGCCUGAGGAAGAGACUCUGGAGUUGGCUAAAUUGGCUUUACAGUGCUGUGAGUUGAGGAAAAGAGACAGACCUGAUCUCGCUUCUGUAGUGUUACCGGCUCUGAACAGGCUAAGAGAGUUUGCAAGAGAGGAUCAUGAACGUAUCAAGAACAGAACAUCUCAUGUGUCACAAUCUAACUAUUCAGAUCCGGUUCCUUCCUCUCAGGUUAGUUUCUUAGAACCGUUCUGCUACACAUGGACUAGAAUCUAGACCUUAGCUGAUCAAGAGACAUAUAAACAAACCUUUGUGUUCUGCACACAUGCUAUAAGGUUUUAGAUAUGUUAACGGUAGAAAGAGGAUGAAAUGAAAAAAAAUCCUAUUUGAGUAUUGACAGAAAUUUAAAAAAAAACAUGGACGUAGAUUAGCAGGAAGCCAACUUUGGGAGUACCUGAGAUCCGCGGCGAUCUUGAUCAGUUAAAGACGCGUAGUCAUUCAGUACCAAGAAGAAGUAGACGACCUCCAAGAUCAGAAAGAAGUAGCCAGUACAAAGGCAACCGUUGGUCUUUUAUGAGUUGUGCACCUUCCAAAAGUUCAGUGGGGUGAUGAUCUCCCAUAACAUAUUUUUAUAGUCGUAAGUCAUGUAAAACUAAACUCUUCUUAAAGAAGAUUUGUUUAUUAUUGGAAGUUCGUCUGACAGGAACAUUAAUUUUCUGUAACAGAACAUAUUUUACUAAGCAACUGCAAAACAUUGAAAUUUGAAGA